Molecule: messenger RNA, 2814 nt
Organism: Tinamus guttatus (white-throated tinamou)
Lineage: Eukaryota; Metazoa; Chordata; Aves; Tinamiformes; Tinamidae
Source: RefSeq, a predicted model, not a curated record
GCAGGUGCCUCCAGAAACGUUCCCACAAUGGCCGAGACUAAGGAGAAAAUCUGCAACUAUUUGUUCAGUGUGGCAGAGACGACGGCGCUCAACAUUGCCAAAAACAUCGGGUUUUCAAGGGCCAGAGACGUCAAUGCCUUUCUCAGUGCUCUGGAAAAGCUGGGAGAUGUCCGCAAACAGAACACGAGCCCCCCGCAGUGGUCUCUCACAACCAGGAAACGCGAGCGGAUGCAGAUGAGGUUGAAGGCCAGCGCGGCCGCAAGGACAGCGGGUCCCGCGGCCGAGUUGACCUUUCCAUCCCCGUCUCUUCCUCCGGAACCUCCGGAGAGGACGGUCGCUUGGCCAGCAGCAACGACAUCAGAAGAAGGAAGAAGAGAAAACGGGCAGUGGUCAUUGGGGCAAACAGAUGAGGGCGAUGCCAGCAACACGGAAGCAGCCGUGCCUGACAGCAAGCCUGAAUUCACCAGUUUCAUUAACUACAAUAACUCUGACAACAGCAAGUGGGCCACGGAUGACAUCCCGGAUAACCUGAACUCUAUCAACCAGAAACCUGAUGGGUCAGGGGGUGUCGUGAACGCUCCCUCCUUCCGCAGUUACGUCUCCCAGGUUGAAGCUGCUCUGCACUGCACAACUAUAGGGAAGCUGAUUGCUUGUCAGGAGAAGAACCCGGUGAGCGGCCUCACCGAGUAUUCCCAGUACACCUACCAGCACUGCGAGUUCACCAUGCUGGAGCAGAGCGGGCCCCUCCAUGAGCCACGGUUUAAGUUCCAGGCCGUGAUCAACGGGCGCCGAUUCCCACCAGCAGAAGCAAGUAGCAAAAAACAGGCUAAGCAGGAGGCAGCUGCUAACGCUAUGAAGGUCCUGAUGAAUGAAGCAGAGGAUGGAAAAUCCAGUAGAAUUAAAUGUGAAGAGCUGCUUCCCCCGGACAAUUCUGCGUCAGAACUGCCUUCGAACCCAGAGCCGGCGUCGCCAUCUGUGCCAGCUCAGCUGAACCUGCCUCCUGGGAAGAACCCUGUCAACGUAAUAAUGGAAUAUGGGCAAAAAUCAGGGAACACAAUUGAAUUCCAGCUGCUCUCUCAGGAAGGUCCUCCGCAUUAUCCUAAGUUCAGCUUCUGCGUGAAAAUGGGUGACCAGGUUUUCCCUGCUGUGGUAGGCACCAGCAAGAAGGGAGCGAAGCAGAUGGCAGCAGAAGUUGCUGUGAAGAUACUUUCUGGAGAGCCUGGGCCACAUGUCUUGCCUGAACAGCCUGCCAAGGAAUUCCACGGUGAGCAGUCCGUGGAGAAUUGUGGAGCACCAAUCACCCCUCCAGACGAAUCCAGGGCAGCGAAAGCCAAGGGCGUUGGGGAGCUCGUCAAAUACCUUAAUGUCAAUCCUGUCAGUGGCCUGCUGGAAUAUGCCCGCGCCAACGGGUUUGCUGCAGAGUUCAAACUCAUUGACCAGUCAGGACCUCCCCAUGACCCAAAGUUCAUCUAUCAGGCGAAGCUGGGAGGACGUUGGUUCCCUGCUGUAACUGCACACAACAAAAAGCAGGGCAAGCAGGAGGCGGCCGAUGCAGCGCUCCGCAUCCUCAUCGGGGAAACGGAGAAGGCCAAGCGCAUGGAAGGGGUGGCCAUCACAGAGCUCCCGGUGAGCGGCAGCACCCUGCACGACCAGCUGGCCAUGCUGAGCCACCAGCGCCUCAACGCCCUGACCGCCCGCGUCCCGCACAGCCUGCCCGGCCGCAAGAUCCUGGCCGCCGUCAUCCUGCGCCGCGGGAGCGAGGGCCUGGGAGCCGUGGUCAGCAUCGGAACGGGCAACCGAUGCGUGAAGGGAGAAGAGCUGAGCUUGAAAGGGGAAACGGUGAACGACUGCCAUGCAGAAAUCAUUGCUCGAAGAGGCUUUGUGAGGUUUCUGUAUAGCGAGCUGAUGAAGUACAACCCCUGCAGUCCUUCCUCUGUAGAAGAGAGUAUUUUUGAGCCAGCAGGAGAGAAGAGACUCCGAAUCAAGAGCAAUGUCACCUUUCAUCUCUAUAUCAGCACAGCACCUUGUGGCGAUGGGGCACUUUUUGACAAAUCCUGCAGCGACCAGGCAAGCACCGCAGGGAAAACCCAGCACCAGCCUCUGUUUGAGAACGCCAAGCAGGGCAAGCUGCGCACGAAGGUGGAGAACGGGGAAGGUACCAUUCCUGUGGAAUCGAGUGACAUUGUGCCAACGUGGGAUGGCAUCCAGCACGGGGAGAGGUUGCGCACCAUGUCCUGCAGUGACAAAAUCUUACGCUGGAACGUCCUGGGCUUGCAAGGGGCGUUGCUGUCGCACUUCAUCGAGCCCGUUUAUCUCAGCUCUGUUACGCUCGGUUACUUGUACAGUCAGGGGCACCUGACACGGGCGAUCUGUUGUCGCGUGGCGAGAGCCGGGACGGCGCUGGCGGCCAAGCUGCGGCCUCCGUAUCGCAUUAACCACCCCGAGGUUGGCAGAGUCAGCGUGUACGACUCUGCCAGGCAGACGGGCAAGACCAAGGAGUCUUCGGUGAAUUGGUGCCUUGCUGAUGAAAGCAAAGUGGAAAUCUUGGAUGGCACAAAAGGAAAAAUAGAGGGCCCCAAGUUGGAGGUGUCUCGUGUGUCCAAGAGGGAAAUGUUCGCCCUGUUCCAGCAGCUCUGUGCCAAGAACGCCCGCGCGGAGCUGCGGAAGCUCUGCGUGUAUGCGGAGGCCAAGGAGGCGGCCGCAGCCUACCAGGAAGCCAAGCGCUGCUUCUUCCAGGCGCUCAGCGAGCUGGGCUACGGCAGCUGGAUCCGCAAGCCCCAGGAGGAAGACAAUUUCUCGUGUUCGACUGCGUAG